Molecule: messenger RNA, 5767 nt
Organism: Drosophila rhopaloa
Lineage: Eukaryota; Metazoa; Arthropoda; Insecta; Diptera; Drosophilidae
Gene: wry
Exons: 12
Coding region: 433-3981 (1182 amino acids)
Biological process (GO): Notch signaling pathway
Molecular function (GO): Notch binding; calcium ion binding
Source: RefSeq, a predicted model, not a curated record
GAGGCUAAAUGCACAAGCAGGCCACAUAAAAUAACAACCAGUAAGGGGGUUGUCCACCCAAAAGCUAACAAUCCAUAGAAGUCAACCACAAAACUCUACUGUGCAAACAGAGUAAAAUUCAUGAAAAACAAACAAAAAGCAACAAAGUGAAAUUACCAAAAAAAAUAAACACAAAAACGGUAAAGUGCAAACAGUGAGCCACAAACCAAGGCCGAAGUAAAAACGGUGAACCCAAACAAAUAAUUUGAAAUUAAAACUAACACGAAAAGCAGAGCCAUCGGCGCGGAUCGGCGGCAAAGGGAGUUUGGCCGGAGUUUAUUUGCAAGCGCCAUGAACGGAUAUUUAUAAAAAUAGGAAUAUCCAGCGAAAAUCAAAAUAAGAAUUUUUACCAGCGUUGGUAUAAUUUCCAAAGGGAAUUUCAAAGUCAGAAAAAUGUGGAAAAUCUGCAUUUUUACAUUGGUAAUUGCGGUGGUGGCUGCAACAACUAGUGAAACCAUAACAAAUGACUUCACGGCAAAAGGCAACCGAACGCAGUUGAAAAUUUCCACGGAGGAAUCGCGGGAAAUUUCCGCUGUGGGCGGGUCAACCUCAACGGCCACGCCCACCACCACGGCCACAACCAGCACAACAACAACACGGGCGACAACUUUGGUCGAGGAAAAUGGGGAAACACCAAAAGACGGGCUAAUGACAACCACCCAAAAAAUGCUGCCAGCCGAUUUGGGUGAAAUAGGCGGCAUCAAGGAUGCACUGCAUCGCAUUAAAUUGAGCGAAAAGCCAGUGGAUGAUACAACCACCACAGAACAACCAGAGGCCGUGGAUCAGGAUCAAGAUGAGGAGGAGGGGGAGGAUGUUUCGCCCACUAUUUCGCCGCUGCAAAUUCAAAUGCAGGCAGCUGCCUCAUAUCAAGUAGCCGAAACGUUGGCCGACCUGAACGAGGAGGAGCGAGCCCGAUACGACGCCAUGCUGGCCCAUCAGCCCACGGCCAGUAAACUGAAUAUAGUGGAUCUAUAUCCACUGAAACUUGAGGAUUUUCAGCCAAUCAUACAAGACGACAACGAUGAGUUGAUCAAGCAGAGAACCAUUUUCACACAGCCCGAAAAUGCCGAGGAAUACAAGCAGAAUCUGAUGCCCAAUGAGAUCGAGUUGAUGGUCAAUAAGGAGGUUAACGGAGUGGGGGAGAGAAUUAAAAUAAACCAGGAAAAGUAUGGGACUACCAGCACAGUAAAACCCACUACAAGCAGACCGAAUCUAGGAACCACAGCUGAUUUCACGGGCAAACUGCUGGCCGAUCAAGAUGAUCUGAUAACGGAAAUUGAGAGCAAAUUCCAGCUGCACGACACUACGACCAUGAAGCCGAUAACUACCACAACUACUGUGCAACAUCCGGGCAACACUUUUAUCGAUCGAAGGGUGAAGAAAAGCUUCGAGUUUCCCAUGCAACAUCGGGCCAGCGAUGUGAUGGCCAUGCCGCACAUAGACUUCGCCAACACCAAGUUCCAAACGGAUGCCGAUGCACCGAAUCCCCCCGCCUCGCAUCCCGAGUUCUCCACCACAAAGUUCUACAACAGCAAGGAGCUGUACAACGAAAUGUUGCUGCACAAUAAGCGCAAGUUAAUGAAGGCAACCAAAGCUGAAGGCAGUCCGAUAAAGUCAGCGGAGGAUACAACUCGAGCCACAGCAAACUUGAACGUGAUGCCAGAAGGGAAAACUUUUAACCCAACCACAAGUACAACGACUGGAACCACCACUACAAUAACACUGACUACGACUUCUACAGAGUCACCUACCACAACAACAAAAACAAUAACAACAACAACAUCAACAACAACAUCUGGCAGUCCGACAACAAAUGCUGGAAAAUACCAGAAGGAGCUUAGGCGUGCCAAAUUAUUGCUCAAGGCCUUGACACCGCCGCCAAAGUCCAGUGACAAAGCGCCAGUUGCCGGGGAAUCCCCAUCAUCGACAUCUCCAUCGACAUCGACAUUGAGCACCACAACGAUGGCCACUCUGCUGGCCACCGCCAGGACUCGUCCUUCGGCGGCUAAUCCCACUAAGACCGCCUCAAAGCCAAUCGCCAGGCCGCGCAUCCUGAGUCGCCUGCAGGAGAAAAUCAAUUCGCUCGAAUGCGAGAUCCCGGGAGUGCCGCAGGAUUCGCAUCUGUGGCGAGGCAAUGAAACGCACGAACUUCUGCUUCCCAUUGUGACCACGGAACACUGUAAACCGGAUGAGCACUGCAUACCAAAUGUUUUAACCUGGCGUGGUGAGGCGGAAAUCCAAUCUGGUGACAUUUUAAUUGUGGAAAUCAACGAUGCCAUGUUAAAUCCAUCGCAUGAGCCCAACAACACAAGCAGCGCGGUACAUGCCACACAGGUGUACCAGGUAACUCGUUCCGGCCACGAACACUGCGACGUCACCGAGGGCGUCCUGUUGGAUAUCACGCCGCUGGUGGUCGAUGGCAGGAAGCUGGUUACACUGUACGAUAAGGACCUCACCGAGGGAGUUAACCUGCUAAUUGUGGUGUCCGAACUGUGGGGAGCGCAGUGUGUGCGCCUGAAGGUGACCACCAAAACCGACAAUUGCGGCGAGAACGCCGAUUGUUCCGGCAAGGGAGUGUGCUACUCGAAUUCGGGAAUGGAGGAGUACGAGUGCCAGUGCUGCAGCGGCUUCGCAGGACCCCAUUGCGAGGAGAUCGACGCCUGCAACCCGAGUCCUUGCACCAACAAUGGCAUCUGCGUGGACCUCUCGCAGGGUCACGAGGGCAACUCCUACCAGUGCCUCUGUCCGUACGGAUAUGCGGGCAAGAACUGUCAAUACGAGUCGGAUCCCUGCAAUCCCGCCGAGUGCAUGAACGGCGGCAGCUGUGUGGGCAACUCCACGCAUUUUCGCUGUGAUUGUUCGCCCGGGUUCACAGGACCUCUCUGCCAGCACAGUCUGAAUGAAUGCGAGUCCUCGCCGUGUGUUCAUGGUAUUUGCGUGGACCAGGAGGACGGGUUCCGAUGCUUUUGCCAGCCAGGAUUCGCCGGCGAGCUGUGCAACUUCGAGUAUAAUGAAUGCGAAUCGAAUCCGUGUCAGAAUGGCGGCGAGUGCAUCGAUCACAUUGGCAGCUACGAGUGUCGCUGCACAAAAGGAUACAGCGGCAACCGUUGCCAAAUUAAGGUUGAUUUCUGCGCCAACAAGCCUUGCCCCGAAGGACAUCGCUGUAUUGAUCAUGGAAAUGAUUUCAGCUGCGAAUGCCCAGGAGGUCGCAACGGACCGGAUUGUAAUCAAAUGCCACGAACGUACUUCCAGCAAUGCAGCGUGAAUCCCUGCACCCACGGCGGCACUUGCUGGUCCAGCGGCGAUAGCUUCUACUGCGCCUGUCGACCCGGAUACACGGGCACCAUGUGCGAAGAUGAGUUUGUGGUGGAGACGGUCGUUAGUUCCAGCGAAUUUAUUGUGGACGAUGCGAACGCUAGAAAUUUUAAUGACAAAACUUUCGGUUCAUCGGUUGUGCUUAAGAGUCCCAUUGAAUUGCAUAAUGCAUAUUUUGCGGCCGGAGUCCUGGCAGCCGCCAUUUUCAUCGUUGCCGUUGUGGUCACCAUUUGCCACUGCAAGGUCAAUCAGACGUAUCGGAAAUUCUCGACACGUUCCACCUCGUUUAUACCCAUUCUGGGCUUCAGUCGCCGGCCGAAAAUGCAGGGCAAGCUGAACAAGCACUGGCUGAGUGGCAAGGGGGCAAGUGCCACCGCCGCAGCAAGCGGUGCCAAUAAUGUGGCGCCCGCGGGUGGACCGAGGGGCUUGGCAGCCGGAGGCGGGGCAGGGGGGCAGCUGGGCACACGGCAUUUGCCAGGACAGCCGCAGACGCAAACGCAGACCACGCUGGGUGGCCAGCUGCAGGAGCGACCUUUUCAGCGGCACCUGGCCAUGAAUCUCGAGAAUGACAUGUACUACACGGUGGACUUUAGCGAGAACUCACAGCACUCGCCGUUGAUACAGUGAGACUUGGAUAAUAACGGCAGCGGCGGAUGGUUAGUCAAAUUCACCCCACACAAACAGGAGUGAGAGUGGAGUGGGUUGAGCAGAACAAAUAUUGGGUUGGGUUCGGGUGAUUGUGUAAUUAUCUUUGAUGCUACUCGUUGAAUAUUCCAAAUAUUGAACAGUAAUCGAUAAUAAUAAACUAAAGACGUGUGUGAAUUAACUUUAUUGAUUAUGAUUCCGGCUCAUGCUAAAACACAAAAAUGUAUGUAUGAUUAAUACAUGUAUUUCUGGCAUAAAUAGGCUUAGCAUACUUGUUUAUCAAGGUUUAUUUAGGCUAAGCACACACAAGCACACUGACACAGAAAGGAAAGUGUUGGAUUACAAAAUGCACCAAAGAAAGGAAGGAAGAUCAUUUAGAAUUAUGUAAAUGCUUUAUGUGCUGGCAUUAAACCUACUUUAGCCUAUGUUUAUUGUAUGAAUUUUGAACAUUUGUCCGAGAAAACCAACAUGUAUGUUAGAUUUCUCAUGUGGAAUUGUUUUAUGUUUGCUCUGAAGGAGCAGAUAUGGCAGAUUGCCUGUGCUAAUUGUGGCCAUAAAAUCUCCAUAUACUUGUUAUGCAAAUGUCCGGUUUAAAAGUUAACUUGAUAGGUUAGCAUUUGCAUAUAGACAUUUCAAAGAGAUUAAAUGAUUUGGCCAGCCAAGAGCAGAAAAUAUUCUCUGUAAUUUAAAUUAUUUAGAGUUGUCCUUGUUAAAUUCAAAACUUUUCCCUCAACGUUAAAGAGAGUCGAACUAAUUAUGUUUGCCAGUCCGAAAAUAUGACACUCUAAUGAGAAACAGAAAAUACAAUUUGAUGUCAUUUAAUAAAGCAUGGUUUUCACCGCGUUUUCAUUUGCAAAUGUUUGCAAUUAGUUAAAUAAUAAUAAAGCGAAAACAGAAUUCUAUUGUGCGUCGUUUUCGGUCACCAUGAAAUCAAUUUUCUCCUGAAUGUGUCGCAAAUAUUGGAAUUAUAUCAACUAAUUUCAGGAAAUUCUGUUUAGUUUAGUUUUAAUUAAUUUUGCCUUACCAAUAAAUUGAGCUGCGAAUGGGAGGGUGAUUUAAAUUGAAUAUGGUCAGGGCAGAUAUCAGAGAUUAUUGCUGCUCCUGGCCCCGAAUGUUCGACCGCAGUCGAAAGUUGUUAGUGAAAAAUAAUUAGCAUAAAUUAAAAUUGUAGCCACAAAAGUUAAUAUGUUUUUUGUGCAUAAAUAAUAUUUAUUUUGAAAUCAUUUCCAUAAAUGAAUGUGUGGUGUGUGUGUGUCCGGGUGCUGGCCACAUUUAGCAUAUUGCUGUUGAAAUGUAAACAUUAAUGCUGAUCGAAUUGCAAAAGAGGUCGGCCCAAAGUUGAGCUCCGCUGCGAUUUAAAUCAAAUGAAAACAAACCAGAAAAAAAAAACAUAAGGCAAAUAAGUGAAAUAAAUUGAGACUUGAUGCAUCCAUUUUUUGCAUCAAUAGAUUUUCGUGCAAUUUGGUAUGCAAAGAAAAAAGAGAUUGUAAUUAAAACGCUAUAUUAAGUAAUUAAUAACGAUAAACUGAGGCAAACCAAAACGAAAAAAACACAAACGGAAAACAAAUAAUAUAAAAUUAAAGCCUUAGCCUAAGGAGAAAAACACAGACACAAUGAGAGCAAAGCAAAUGAAAGUAUUGUAAUGAAAAUGAAAUAAUAAUAAUAGCAACUUAACCUAUGGCAAAACACUUGGCGUUUUGGGCAAUUACAAUUUAAUUUUUAAGCCAAUCAGCAAAAUAAAGUGGAAAAUUCCAGCGAAACAUGAAAA